CCCCUCUGACCUGGUUUUAAUGCAAAUUGUUUUGAUAUUUGUUCCAUUUUUAUAUCCUGUUAUAAUCUUCAGUGGAAAAUUCCACGCGACAUAAUGUUCCUGUCGGCGAAAAAAAUAUUCGCUUGGAAACUACGUUGUGCAAACAACUUUCACUUGUGAAAUGCAUACGAUGAAAGUAUUUUAUGAUUGUCCAUUGCACUCUCCGCAGUUCUCCAAUGCACUCGGAAUAAUAUCACUUAGUUCAAUGUCGUGAAGAUCUUGAUAAAAUUAUCCGACUAAUUUCCAAUCGGUGUUAUUUUAUUAAACAAAUGUUUUUUUGACUGAAUAAAUAAAUUGUGCUAUAAGAAAGAUGACGCAACUGACUUUCACAACAAUUGACGGGAAUGUUGGUGCUAGACUCGAUAAAAUGUACGGAGUGAAAUCUAGUUUCCUGAGGGUGGAACCCUCACACUGUCUCCUACCCCCGCAGUUCGUCUUCCUGGGACCGAAAAUUCGAGACAUGGAGAUUUAUGAAGACGAUGUUUGGCUUGUGUCCUAUCCCCGCACAGGUAGUCACUGGGCCCAGGAGAUGGUAUGGUGUAUCGGAAAUGACCUCAACUACGAGAGUGCGAAAAUUCCUUUACUGAUUCGUAAUCCUCUUUUAGAAUCCUCAGCACUGAUGGUAACAGGUCAGUAUGUCGAUUUCUUUUCGCAAUUUGGAAAUUCCGUGGAAAAUGUGGAAAAAACCGCUCGGCCGCGGUACGUGAAGAGCCAUCUACCCUGGGGGCUACUGCCUCUCGAAAUCUGCAAGAAAAAACCAAAGUUUGUUUACAUUGCCAGAAAUCCAAAAGAUACUUGCGUAAGUUUUUAUCAUUACUGCAAACUCAUGCAUGACUUGGAGGGAACAUUCGAGGAAUUUGCCGAUCUGAUGUUAGAAGACAAUGCACCGAUGGGUCCUUUCUGGAAGCACGUCCUGGGCUUCUGGAAUCGGCGGCACGAGGACCACAUUCUCUUUCUCACCUACGAAGAAAUGAAAAAAGACCAACUGGCAGCGAUCAUGAAAACCGCGAAUUUUCUGGAGAAAACAGUAACUCCAGAGCAAGCAGAAGGAUUAUCUAAGCACCUGGAAUUCUCCAGAAUGGCAGCGAAUCCUGCAAUAAACUUGGAAAGCAUCUUGACAAAGAAUAACGACAUGAAGUUCAUUCGCAAGGGCAAAGUUGGUGACUGGAGGAAUCACAUGAACGAAGAUUUAUCUUUAAGAUUCGAUGAGUGGACCGAGAGGAAUACCAAAGGGACAGGCCUCAAGUUCGAUGUUAAUAAUAAUUGAUUGAAAACCGUUGAAAUAUACAUCCUAUACAUUUUUCUAUGUAAUCGUUGCUAUUAAAAAUAUUCAAAUGAU
Molecule: messenger RNA, 1378 nt
Organism: Fopius arisanus
Lineage: Eukaryota; Metazoa; Arthropoda; Insecta; Hymenoptera; Braconidae
Gene: St2
Product: Sulfotransferase 2
Exons: 5
Coding region: 350-1306 (318 amino acids)
Biological process (GO): sulfation
Cellular component (GO): cytoplasm
Molecular function (GO): sulfotransferase activity
Source: RefSeq, a predicted model, not a curated record